Messenger RNA from Cloeon dipterum, 1207 nucleotides. RefSeq names its product DGAT1/2-independent enzyme synthesizing storage lipids. Bases 208 to 1179 code for a protein of 323 amino acids. The transcript has 8 exons. The record is from RefSeq and is a predicted model, not a curated record. Gene Ontology annotation, molecular function: acyltransferase activity. NCBI's taxonomy places the organism in Eukaryota, Metazoa, Arthropoda, Insecta, Ephemeroptera, Baetidae.
UACCAGCUGUUGCAGAAAAACAAAGAUUUGCACAACGGCAAGGCAGGCAGGGAUAAGCAGGGACGGUUAUAGGGUCAUUGAUACUUGGGUGUUGGGCCUGCUAGCUGUUUAAGGAAAAGCGUUCAUCCAAAUAAACACUCACAACUGACCUCGCAACGCAAACCGUAAAUGUGAUGGUGAGGGACCACCAACACUGCACAUGCUAAUAUGCUGGAAGGACUGGAGAUAAUUAAAAAUGCCACUCUAUACGUGGAGGAAAUCAUUGUGCAAUACAUUGAUUUGGACUUCUACCUGUGGCUGUGGUGGCUCCUGACACCAUUAGUCAUAACAUUCCUUCUGCCUAUGACCAUUGGUGUUCUCUUCUAUAUCACCUCCUUGAUUCUCUACAUCUACAAGCUACAUAGGCAAAGACUUAGAGCGGCUUACGAACGAGACUUUUGGGAUGGUGCCAGGUACACAAUUGCGGCAAUAUGGGACGCCCACGGAUGGUUGUGGCAUGGAUACGAGAUAGAAGGACUGGACAACCUACCAGUUGACAGUCCUGCGCUGAUAGUGUAUUAUCAUGGUGCAAUACCUAUAGACAUUUACUACUUUGUUGCUAAGACUUUAAUUUUGAAAAAUCGACUGAUUCACACUGUCGCUGACAACUUUUUGUUCAACAUCCCUGGCUGGCCCAUAAUUGCUGAAGCUCUGAAGGUGAUACCAGGAACCGUGCAGACCUGCACCUCCAUCCUCCGUGAGAACAACAUGCUGGCGAUAGCCCCUGGAGGAGUUUACGAAGCUCAGUUUGGUGAUGCAUUUUACCAUGUCUUGUGGAGAAAGCGUCUUGGGUUUGCCAAGGUGGCCCUUGAUGCCAAAGUGCCAAUCAUUCCGAUCUUUACCCAGAAUCUGCGUGAAGCGUUUCGCAGCGUGAGUUGGGGUAGGAAAUACUGGUUGAAAAUUUACCAGUGGUGCAAACUGCCCAUUGUGCCGAUCUACGGCGGCUUCCCUGUCAAGCUGAAGACGGUCGUGGGCAAACCCAUUGAGUACGACCAGACACUGUCCCCUGAGGAGCUCAGAAAUAAGGUGGCCUCAGCAAUUGAGGAUCUCAUCAAAAAGCAUCAGCAAGUGCCAGGAAGCAUUUUACGAGCCUUGAUUCAGAGGUUUUGGAAUUUUGAUAAUCGUGCGAAAAACGAAUGAUCUUGGGUUAAAAUUUCAUUAUCUGUUA